ACCCCAGUCACACUGUGUGUCUGACUCCUGCUCACAGACUAGCCUCCUUUCGUGCAUUCUGGAUGAUGUCAGAACAGGACCUGGCAGACGUGGUUCAGAUUGCCGUCGAAGACUUGAGUCCUGAUCACCCAGUUGUCUUGGAGAAUCAUGUAGUGACGGAUGAAGAUGAACCUGCUUUGAAACGCCAGCGUCUAGAGAUCAAUUGCCAGGACCCCUCCAUAAAGUCAUUCCUGUAUUCCAUUAACCAGACAAUCUGCUUACGAUUGGAUAGCAUUGAAGCCAAGUUGCAGGCACUAGAGGCAACGUGUAAGUCACUAGAGGAGAAGCUGGACUUGGUCACCAACAAGCAGCAUAGCCCUAUCCAAGUCCCCAUGGUGGCCGGCUCCCCGCUUGGGGCCACGCAGACCUGCAACAAAGUGCGAUGCGUCGUCCCCCAGACUACAGUAAUACUCAACAAUGAUCGGCAGAACGCCAUUGUAGCCAAGAUGGACGACCCCUUGAGCAACAGGGCACCGGAUUCCCUGGAAAAUAUCAUUAGCAAUGCAGUGCCUGGGCGUCGGCAGAACACCAUUGUGGUGAAGGUACCUGGUCAAGAGGACAGCCACAACGAAGAUGGGGAGAGUGGGUCUGAGGCCAGCGACUCUGUGUCCAACUGUGGGCAGUCGGGAAGUCAGAACAUUGGCAACAACGUCACCUUGAUCACCCUGAACUCCGAAGAGGACUACCCCAAUGGGACCUGGCUGGGCGAUGAGAACAACCCCGAGAUGCGGGUGCGCUGUGCCAUCAUCCCCUCUGACAUGCUGCACAUCAGCACCAACUGCCGCACCGCUGAGAAGAUGGCGCUCACGCUGCUGGACUACCUCUUCCACCGCGAGGUGCAGGCCGUCUCCAACCUCUCAGGCCAGGGCAAGCACGGGAAGAAGCAGCUCGACCCCCUCACCAUCUACGGGAUCCGGUGUCACCUCUUCUAUAAAUUUGGAAUCACGGAAUCUGACUGGUAUCGAAUCAAACAGAGCAUCGACUCCAAGUGCCGGACAGCCUGGCGGCGGAAGCAGCGAGGCCAGAGCCUGGCCGUCAAGAGCUUCUCCCGGAGAACCCCAUCCUCGUCAUCCUACAGCACUUCAGAAACGAUUCUGAGCACCCCGCAACCUGCCAGUGAGAUCCCGCAGCCCCAGCCACAGGCUCUGCACUACACUCUGGCCAAUGCCCAGCAGGUCCAGAUCCACCAAAUCGGAGAAGAUGGACAAGUCCAAGUAAUCCCACAGGGCCACCUCCACAUCGCCCAGGUGCCUCAAGGGGAGCAGGUCCAGAUCACGCAGGACAGCGAGGGCAACCUACAGAUACAUCAUGUUGGACAGGAUGGACAGGUGCUGCAGGGUGCCCAGCUGAUUGCUGUGGCCUCAUCGGACCCCACCGCAGCAGGUGUCGAUGGGUCACCUCUCCAGGGCAGUGACAUCCAGGUCCAGUAUGUCCAGCUGGCACCAGUGACUGACCAUACUGCUGCUGCACAGACAGCUGAGAGCCUGCAGCCCUCCAUGCAGCCUGAGAUGCAGCUGGAGCACGGGGCCAUCCAGAUCCAGUGAGGUGGCACAGUGCCCCCUCGGACUCGCACACGCCCACACCUGCUCCCACUGUUUCCGCGGCCUCACACAUGGUGGCGACUGCUGUGCCCAUCAGAGCGCGUCUGAAAUGCGCCCUCCACAAGGGAGAAGUGUCCCGGCAGGCUGGAUGGUGACCACCAUAAACACCUUUCUGCUGGAUGACCCCUUCUUCUGAGUUGUGCUGUUGGUGUUGGGAGAGUGACAGGAGCUCGGUGUGAUGGCUUUUAAGUACUCACGGAAAAAUCAAGAACUACAAUAUUUUUCUCGGUUUAAACAGCUUUUUUUAAUUUGCUAUGGUGUUUAUAACAAAAAAGAAAAAAAAUGGAGCAGCAAAAGGCUUUUGCUGUGUGUUCUGCUCAGCAUAACGGAAACAGGUAUGUGCAAAAGACAGCUAACGAUUUUGAUGGAAAUAUUGCUUACCUACUUUUCUAGGGGAAGAUGCUCGCAAACACUGUAAUUAUGCAUUUCUAAUGAAAUAAAAUGUAUUUAUGACCACAGCAGCUCUAGUGCUGUUUCAUAGUA
This is a messenger RNA of Trichechus manatus latirostris (Florida manatee), 2123 nucleotides long. RefSeq names its product BTG3 associated nuclear protein (gene BANP). Lineage: Eukaryota; Metazoa; Chordata; Mammalia; Sirenia; Trichechidae. The transcript has 12 exons. Gene Ontology annotation, molecular function: DNA binding. Gene Ontology annotation, biological process: protein localization to nucleus; negative regulation of protein catabolic process. The record is from RefSeq and is a predicted model, not a curated record. Bases 63 to 1583 code for a protein of 506 amino acids.